This is a messenger RNA of Nerophis ophidion (straightnose pipefish), 2027 nucleotides long. RefSeq names its product upstream transcription factor 2, c-fos interacting (gene usf2). Gene Ontology annotation, molecular function: protein dimerization activity; RNA polymerase II cis-regulatory region sequence-specific DNA binding; DNA-binding transcription factor activity, RNA polymerase II-specific. Lineage: Eukaryota; Metazoa; Chordata; Actinopteri; Syngnathiformes; Syngnathidae. Bases 399 to 1358 code for a protein of 319 amino acids. The record is from RefSeq and is a predicted model, not a curated record. Gene Ontology annotation, biological process: regulation of transcription by RNA polymerase II. The transcript is spliced from 11 exons.
CGUCGCCGACAAAGAGUCGAGUCCAAACGCCGGAUCGUUGGCAAACGUCCCAGCGCUCAUGCUAACAGGCAGCCCAACCUAGCAGAACACAGGAAACGCACUAAAAAAAAGGUCUUUAAAAGGACUACAACUUAGCUGAAAUAAAUAUUCAACACAGCGGAAGAGGACGCCAUCGUAGCCCCGCUGUUGUGGAGGCGGCGGCGGCCUGCAGGAGCGCCAAACGGCGCAGUGUUUGUUGUUGGUGGCGGCGGCGGCCAUCUUAGCUCCCCCGCGGCCUGCCUGCCUCACAUGACCCGCGUGUUUGUCCCCGUGAUCACAGCCUCCUUCCCCGCGAUCACAGCCUCCUUCCCCGCCGACCUGGGCCGCUGACGUCGCUCCUUCCCACCGAGAGAGUCUUCAUGGAUCUGCUGGAGCAGAGAGUGGACAGCUCGGCCAGUCACAACAAACGGGAAAACGACGAGGUGGUGCAGUUACAGGAAGGAGAAGCAGAGGAGCAGACAGGUGUUCCACAGCCUUCUUUCAGCGACCACAAUGUCCAGUACCAGUUCCGCACAGAAAAUAGCAGCGGACAGGUGACGUAUCGCGUAGUUCAGUUGGCGGACGACAGCGUUGACGCGUCAGCCGACGGCACCGGGGCCGUUAGCGUCGUCUCUACCGCCGCCUUUGCAGGAGCGCCACAAACUGUGACACAGGCUGUAAUUCAGAACCCUUUCAGCAACGGCGGAAGUCCUGUGGGUGAGACGGUCGGAGGGGAGACGCGCUUCGCCUACUUCCCCGCCGCCGCUGUCAGCGACGGAACAUCCACGGCGGUGUCGGUGCAGACCAGCGCUGACCCCAGCAUCACACAGGGGGGAGGUCAGUUUUACGUCAUGAUGACCCCACCUGAGGUUCUGCAGUCGGCGGCCCAACGUUCAUUGGCCCCACGCGGACACGCUUUCCCGCCAGACCUUGAUGAAAGCGAGAUGUUGCAGCAUGGCAGCACAAACUGGAAGGUGGAAGGUCCAAGGCCACCUCGCGAUGAAAGGAGGCGAGCGCAGCACAAUGAGGUGGAAAGAAGAAGAAGAGACAAGAUCAACAACUGGAUUGUCAUGUUGUCCAAAAUCAUCCCCGACUGCAACAUUGACAGUAGAACAGGCGCAAGUAAAGGAGGCAUCCUGUCCAAAGCUUGUGAUUAUAUCCGAGAGCUGCGUCAGAACAACCAGCGACUGCAGGACAGCUACAAAGAAGCAGAGAGAAUCGAGCUGGACAAUGAACUACUAAGACAACAGUUGGAGGAGCUGAAGAGCGACAACGCCCUGCUCCGAGCGCAGCUUCAGCAGCACGGCGUCGAAGUCAACGGAAACGCAACACCUCAGUGAUAACCAAACUUGUUCCCACUCACCUGAACAAUACCAGGAAAGGAAUAUCUGGGCCACAAAGUGAGCCUCAGGAAGAACCACUGACAGACUUGUCACGUCUUCUUCUAUACGCUGCUGGCUGACAUGAAGUGAGUCGCCUCACCGAGCCUCUCAAAGACCUCAGUACUUGCAAAAGGCUUGUUUUUACUGUAACCACUCCUCCAUACCCCUUUUUUGUGGCUACCAAAUCAUGCUACAUGGCUACUCUAUUAUUUUGUAUUUUAUUUAUAAACCUAGUCCAAAGUUAGCACAUUUGAAAGCAAGGAUUCAAAGAGUAAACCCUUCUGAUACUGUUUUUAUUUUAGUACAAUACUUAAAUAGGGUGAAUAUUGGUGUAAACCUAGCUCAGGUAUAAGGGUAGUGCACUAGGAACUGGUUCCCAGAUUUUACAAAUAGAUAUUAUAUAUUGUUGGGUUAUUUUCUAUUUCCUUUUCCAAGUGCAAGGGAUAAGUAGUGAAUCAGUUAAAUGGGCAUUACAUUGUAGCUUUUUGUUGUUGUUUUUUUUAGGACAUUUUAGGUUAAUGGAUCCUGAUAUUUUUUUGGUCUGUGUUGCUUUUUAUCCCCUCCCCGAAUGUGGAACAAUGUUGGGACCUUUGCAGUUAACUUAAGGCAAUAAACAAUGAGCAUGGA